Molecule: messenger RNA, 495 nt
Organism: Diaporthe citri
Lineage: Eukaryota; Fungi; Ascomycota; Sordariomycetes; Diaporthales; Diaporthaceae
Exons: 4
Coding region: 1-495 (164 amino acids)
Biological process (GO): tRNA metabolic process
Cellular component (GO): cytoplasm
Molecular function (GO): D-tyrosyl-tRNA(Tyr) deacylase activity
Source: RefSeq, a predicted model, not a curated record
AUGAAGGCCAUACUUCAGCGAGUGCUCUCAGCAUCUGUCACGGUGGAGAAGGAGCUGGUUUCCUCCAUAGGCAAGGGCGUUCUGGUCUUUGCUGCGGUGGCCCCAGGUGAUACGGAAAAAGAGGCCGACAGCCUUGCGGCCAAGGUCAUCAAGCUGAGAUUGUGGGACGAUGAGAACGGCGGAAGGUGGAAGAGGAACGUCCAAGACAUUGGGGGUGAGGUCCUCUGUGUAUCUCAGUUUACCCUGCUCGCGUCCACCAAGAAAGGCAAUAAACCGAGCUUUCACCAAGCCCUAGCACCGGACGAGGCGAAAAGGCUGUACCAUUACUUUCUGAGCAAAGUCAAGGAGGGAUAUGCUGCGGAAAAGGUGAAAGACGGCGUCUUCCAAGCCAUGAUGGAGGUCGCACUCGUAAACGAUGGGCCGGUCACAUUGGAAGUCACAGCCGGGAGGCAGCAGGAGGCUGAGGAUCUGCCCAAGCCAGGCAGCACCAAAUGA